AUGAAAAAAAAACUUGAUUCAUAAAUCUAAGCUCUUGUUCAAUCUGGCAUCAAUGAACACAUUCGUUCAAUAUUUGUGAUGAUUGGAGAUAGAAGCAAAUAUUAGGUUGCAACAAUGCAUCAAUUGUUAAGCAAACUAAGUAUGAUUUAAAAGCCAAAAGUAUUGUGGUGCUACAAGAAAGAUUUGGGAUUCACAACUCACAAGAAGAAGCGAGAAACCGAAAUUAAGAACCAACAAAUGAAGGAAGAGACCCAAUUAAAUGAGCCUUUCAAUCUAUUUCUUUCAUCCAAUGAAAUUAGAUACUGUUAUUAUGCUGAAACUCAAAAGGUUUUGGGAAAUACAUAUAACAUGUUAAUUUUAUAAGAUUUUGAAGCCUUAACCCCAAACAUACUAUGCAGAACAGUUGAAACCAUUGCUGGUGGUGGAAUCAUCCUUUUUCUCAUUAAGACUAUGUCAUCCCUUAAACAGUUGUAUUCUCUGACUAUGGACAUUCAUUCCAGAUUGAGAACUCCAAGUUUCAAAGAAGUCUAGCCUAGAUUCAACGAGAGAUUCAUCAUAAGUUUGAGUAGAUGCUAGAGAUGUCUCUUUGUAGAUGAUGAAUUAAAUCUAUUGCCAGUCUCCUCGACUGCCUUGGAAAAAAUUGAACAGGGAACUCCUAUCAAUAGCAAUCAAGUUGCUGACUUUGCCUAAACUGUUCCUAAUGAAAUUGCUUAAAAAUUGAUCAAAAAUUGCAAAACAUUAGACUAGGCCAAGAUUAUCUUAGGACUCAUAGAUUCUUUGUAAGAAAAGGUCUUCAGAUACACCAUAUCCAUAAGUGCAGCCAGAGGAAGAGGAAAAUCAGCUGCAAUUGGUAUGGCUGCUGCAGCUGCUCUCAAAUUAGGAUUUAGCAAUAUCUUUGUUACUGCACCAUCUCCGGAAAAUUUAGUAACUUUCUUUGAAUUUCUAAUUUCGAGUUUGGAGACCUUAGAUUUUAGAUAGAAUCAACACUUUGAUGUUAUUUAGUCUACAAAUCCUGAUUUUAAUAAUGCAGUCAUCAGAGUGAAUGCCUACAAAACACAUAGACAAUUUGUUUAAUAUAUCCAACCUUAAGACUUUGUAAAGGUGGCUAACAAUGCUGAUUUGGUAUUUUGUGACGAAGCAGCUGCAAUUCCAAUUUAAUUUGUUAAGUCUAUGUUUGGAAGUCACACUUUAGUGCUUUCUAGUACUAUCAAUGGAUAUGAGGGAACAGGUCGAUCCCUCUCUCUAAAAUUGCUAUAAAAGCUAAGGGAAACCAAACAGACAGGUUAAGCACGAUUAUUAAAAGAAUUAUAAAUGAAUGACCCUAUUAGGUAUAGCAAUAAAGAUAUUGUGGAGAAAUGGCUUUAUGAAUUAUUGUUAUUAGAUGCUAGCGAUGCACCUAAAUUAUAAAAAGGAUUACCUCAUCCCAAUGAUUGCGAAUUGUAUUUGUGCAAUAGAGAUACUCUAUUUUCCUCGUAGAAAACAAGUGAGAAGUUCCUAUUCAAUUUAAUGUCCUUGUUUAUAUCAUCGCAUUAUAAGAACUCCCCUAAUGAUUUAUAAUUAUUGUCAGAUGCACCAGCUCAUGCAGUGUUUGUUCUUUUGGGUCCAUUACCCACUGAUAAGACCAUGCCAGACAUCUUGUGUGCAGUACAAGUAUGUUUCGAAGGUGCAAUUCCAAAGGAUUUAGUUGAUUAAGUCACAAAUCAAUAGAAACCAUCAGGAGAUUUAAUUCCUUGGACUCUAAGUAAGUAUUAUUUGGAUAAUCAAUUCCCUUAAUAUUCAGGAGUGAGAGUGAUUAGAAUUGCAACUCAUCCAAAUGCAUAAAAAAUGGGUUAUGGAAGCAAGGCAAUGGAAUUAUUGAAUAGAUUUUGUAAGGGUGAAAUCUUAGAUCCCUCUGCUCAAUUAAUACACAUAGACUUCAGAGAAUAAGCUACUGCAGAAGAUGAAAAGGAUUAAUUGAUUCAACCUAAGAAAAAGUUACCACCUCUUUUAAAAAAGUUAAGUGAAGUAUAUCCACCUUAAAUUGAUUACUUGGGAGUUUCAUUUGGAUUAACUUAAGAGCUUUAUAAAUUUUGGAGUAAGAAUCAAUUCAGUCCCGCUUAUUUGAGUUUGAGAAAGAACGAUACAACAGGGGAAUAUACUUGUAUAGUGUUGAGACCAGUGAAGGAUGAGGGAUCUGGGAUAGACAAUUUAUGCAAGGCUUUCAGUAACGAUUUCAGAAAUAGGUUCAUUAAUUUAUUAGGAUAUGAUUUCAAGGAUUUGGAACCAUAUCUUUGUAUUGACAUCUUGAAGGCUAAUGUUACAACAGCUAAUGUUGAUGAAGACAUUGAGAUUGCGAAAGAUGACAAUAUCAUCACAAAGGAAGAACUGAGAUAAUAAUUAAGUUUGAGUGAUUAUGCUAGAUUAGAAAACUAUUGUAAGAGUAUGGCAGACUUUUAUUUAAUCUUAGAUAUCUUGCCAUCAAUUUGCAAAAUUUUCUUUGCUUAAAAGUGUGGUAAAGCUAUUAGAAUGAGCAGAACACAAGCAGCCUUAUUGUUAGGAAUGGGAUUGCAAUAUAAGAACAUCGAAUUGGCAAGUGAGUAAGUAGACAAUGCAGUGAAUCAAUCAUUACCUCUUUUCAAUAAAGCUAUGAGGAAGAUGAGAAACUUCAUCAAGAUGGUUUUGGAUGAUGAAUAACACUAAAGGACUAAACCUAAAUAAUAACAACAGUAGCCAUCAAAAUAAUCAGUUAUCCAAUAAAAAAGAGGAAAAGUCAACUAUCAAAUAGAUGGAUAAAUUGAUCAAGAAGAAAUUUAAUAGAGUCUUCAGACAGGCGAUGUCGUAACAUUGGGAAGAUCUAAAGAUUAAGCUUAUAUUAAUUAUAAAAAGAAAGUAAAACUAGGAUGA
Molecule: messenger RNA, 2883 nt
Organism: Paramecium tetraurelia
Lineage: Eukaryota; Ciliophora; Oligohymenophorea; Peniculida; Parameciidae
Exons: 3
Biological process (GO): rRNA acetylation involved in maturation of SSU-rRNA
Cellular component (GO): nucleolus; 90S preribosome
Molecular function (GO): ATP binding; tRNA binding; 18S rRNA cytidine N-acetyltransferase activity
Source: RefSeq, a predicted model, not a curated record